AUGUUGCAAAAAUUAUUUAGUUGUUUAGUGGUAGCUGCUGCAGUUUCGGCUGCUGGAAGUGGUUGCAAAAUUGGUAAUGUAAUCAACAAGCCUGUAAUUGAUGGUACGCCUGUUUAUUGGCCGCCUUCUUGGACCGAAACCCAACCGGCACCUCAACUGGAUAAGGAGCAGUCGUGCAGUUGGAUUGUAACGAUUCCACGUGGAUAUUAUGCAAAAUUGAUAAUCAGUGGAAAAACAACUGACAAGGAUUCAAGAUUCCAAACUGUCGAUUCUGCAGGAAAUCUUAUUCAAACCACCCAAGAAAACAUGGACCCCUAUUUCUUCCCGGCUUCAAAGUUUACCUUGGCUGUUUCCAAUGAAGGAUCAGCUACUUUUGCAUUUAAAGUUGUUUGGUUCCUUCUUCCAUAUGUGGGCGACGAUGCAGGAAUCGGGCCAAGUGGAUUGGUUGUGAAUGUAACGAGUAAAGUUUAUGCUAUCGAUUACCAUUCAACUGACGACUUACUUACAUUGAUGACUUUCCCUGCAGACACAAAAAAUUAUUAUUCAUUGAGAAGUGCACUUGUAUUUGCAGGGGAAGGUUUGUCAAACUAUAUUACAAAUCUCUACCUACUCUAUCAAACGAAAAAGCCAUGGAUAUCCAGUGACGACGCUAUCACAAUAGUGAACUUUGAAGCCGCUAGUUCUAAUGAUAAUCUACUAAUUCAAUCCUCUAAAUAUUUGACUGGAAUCGGUGAGAUGGUGGAGCUUCACCCUCAGGCCAAUUCAAUCUAUAACGGAACUGUAAACGGAGGAACACUGAUGUCAUCACUCGUUGCAGUGACUGAUCUCCCAAUGCAAAUGAUUGAUGUUCAGAUGAAAAGUGACGCUACCGUUACAGUUUACUAUGGUUCUCCAGACUCAUCAACUCUUAAUAAAACUUACACUGGAGCACAACUGAAAAAUGCGCUUCCAUUAUCGUUUAGUGGAGACGUCGUGCAGUUUGUGGUCAGCAGUGGCAAAGCUGUAUUCACGUUCAAAAGUUGA
Messenger RNA from Caenorhabditis elegans, 1023 nucleotides. RefSeq names its product CUB-like domain-containing protein (gene F55G11.6). The record is from RefSeq and is marked reviewed. The coding region runs from base 1 to 1023 and encodes 340 amino acids. The transcript has 8 exons. NCBI's taxonomy places the organism in Eukaryota, Metazoa, Nematoda, Chromadorea, Rhabditida, Rhabditidae.